Messenger RNA from Phalaenopsis equestris, 966 nucleotides. Its product is annotated as RING-H2 finger protein ATL72-like. Gene Ontology annotation, biological process: protein ubiquitination. The record is from RefSeq and is a predicted model, not a curated record. The transcript has a single exon. Gene Ontology annotation, molecular function: transferase activity. Bases 100 to 663 code for a protein of 187 amino acids. NCBI's taxonomy places the organism in Eukaryota, Viridiplantae, Streptophyta, Magnoliopsida, Asparagales, Orchidaceae.
AGCACUCGCUUCGACCCAACAACUCCACCAUUCCUCUAUAAAUCGUCUCAACAUAAAUUUCCUCUAAAUAAAACAACUCCCUCCACUGCCACUCCUUCCAUGGCGAUCUCCUCCCACCGCUCCCUUCUCCAAGCCGCCGUCACCCCCAUCAAAACCGCAGCCACCACCGCCAACUCUGCCCGCUUUUCCACGAACUUUGACACGAACCUCAUAAUGAUGGUUGUCGUUCUCUUCUGCGCUCUAAUCUGCGCUCUCGGCCUAAACUCCUUCGUCCGUUGUGCCCUCCGCCUACUAGACAGACACGACAUACCCAUCCAAAUACUACUCGCCCGCACCGCAGCUCGGCGCAGUGCGAUCCGAAAGCUCCCAGUUGUGGUUUACUCAGCCGGUCUGAAGCUAGGCUCGACCAGCUUGGAGUGUGCUAUAUGCCUGGCGGAGAUAGGGCCGGGAGAGAGGAUACGGCAGCUCCCCAAGUGUGGCCAUGGCUUUCACGUGCUCUGUGUUGACAAGUGGCUCUUGGCCAGACCCACCUGCCCAACCUGCCGCCAAUGCCUAUUUUCAGCGAAUCAGAAGAGUGAUAGCUGUGUGGGGCGGGAGCAGGAGGACCGGAUCAGCAUUGAACCGUUGGAGCCUGAAGGAUUAGUGACCGAUUUCAGGAUAUAGUAGAAUUAACUUGGAGAACUUCAACUGUGUUGUACAUUGUACAUAGCUUAGUUAUGUUUCUUCCUUGAACAAGUGGUUUAAGGAAAUGGGGAUUGUGGCGUCCUGUGUUUCGUCCAUUAUGUACCCCAAAUUUUGGCGAUUGUAUUUCAUCUAAUUAAGAAAUGCUGAGGAUUAAGAUAAUCGAUCGUUAUUAUCUAUAGCGUUUGUAUUUCAUCAUAUUUACUGUCGUUAUUGAUUAAAAUAUAAAUUAUUCGCCUCUUACAAAGAUGAAAAUCAUGAAAGAAUAUUUUACAGAUGUCCCCA